AUGGCUGCGAUGCAAUAUCCAGCAGCAGCUAUGGCGAUGAUGCAACAACAACAAAUGAUGAUGUAUCCUCAUCAUCAAUACGCACCGUAUAAUCAAGCUUCUCAUUACCAACAACAUCCUCAGUUUCAAUACCCAUCUCCUGCUUAUCAACAACAACAGAAGAAUCAGAAUCAGCAUCAACGUGUUGGAUCUGGUGGUGAUGAUGUUAAGACUUUGUGGGUUGGUGAUCUUCUUCAUUGGAUGGAUGAGACUUAUCUCCAUACUUGUUUUUCUCACACCAAUGAGGUUUCUUCUGUGAAAGUUAUACGCAACAAGCAAACUUGUCAAUCAGAAGGGUAUGGAUUUGUCGAGUUUGUUACUCGUUCAGCAGCCGAGGAAGUUCUUCAGAGCUAUAGCGGUGUAACAAUGCCCAACGCAGACCAGCCUUUCCGUUUAAACUGGGCAUCUUUCAGUACCGGUGAAAAGAGAGCAUCGGAAAACGGUCCAGAUCUAUCGAUAUUUGUAGGAGAUUUGGCUCCUGAUGUGUCUGAUACUUUAUUGCUCGAGACUUUUGCUAGUAGAUAUCCAUCUGUCAAGAGCGCCAAAGUUGUGAUCGAUUCCAACACUGGUCGUUCCAAAGGUUAUGGUUUUGUUAGAUUUGGCGAUGAGAAUGAGCGAUCAAGGGCUAUGACAGAGAUGCAUGGUGCUUUCUGUUCAAGCAGGCAAAUGCGCGUCAAUAUUGCAACCCCGAAAAGAGCUGCUGCUUAUGGCCAACAAAAUGCUUCACAAGCUCUGACACUAGCUGGUGGACAUGGAGGAAAUGGUUCUAUGAGUAAUGGUUCACUGUCUGAUGGUGAAUCAAAUAAUGCAACAAUAUUUGUUGGCGGCCUUGACGCUGAUGUUACUGAAGAAGAUCUGAUGCAACCUUUUUCCCAGUUCGGGGAGGUUGUUUCGGUGAAGAUACCAGUAGGAAAAGGAUGCGGGUUUGUCCAAUAUGGUAACAGGCAGAGUGCUGAAGAUGCCAUCGAGAACUUGAACGGGACAGUCAUUGGGAAAAACACUGUCCGGCUUUCUUGGGGACGAAGCCCAAACAAACAGUGGAGAGGUGACUCAGGCCAGCAAUGGAACGGAGGAUACUCAAGAGGACAAGGUUACAACAACGGAUACGCUAAUCAGGACUCAAACAUGUAUGCUAAUGCAACGGCUGCUGUCCCGGGAACUUCUUGA
Molecule: messenger RNA, 1206 nt
Organism: Arabis nemorensis
Lineage: Eukaryota; Viridiplantae; Streptophyta; Magnoliopsida; Brassicales; Brassicaceae
Source: the annotation of a GenBank genome assembly